AUGGGGACUUGGGAGCUACAAGACUUACCAAAAGAUCGAAAUGCUGUGGGCUGCAAGUGGGUCUUCCAGAAGAAAACUAACAAGGAGGGUCAGGUUGUCAAGUACAAAGCCAGAUUGGUGGCACAGGGGUACUCACAGAUCCCAGGGAUGGAUUUCCUUGAAACCUUUGCCCCUGUAGUUCAUCUUGAGUCCAUCAGGGCCAUCCUAGCAUUAGCAGUAGUCAAUAACUGGGAAAUUGGCCAGAUGGAUGUUAAGGGAGCUUACCUGAAUGGAGACCUCCAGGAGGAGAUCUACAUGCGACAGCCAGAAGGCUUCAAUGACGGAAGUGGACAUGUUUGUCGACUCCACAAGACACUCUAUGGACUAAAGCAGUCCGGGCACAAAUGGAACCGCAAGCUGCACCGCAAGCUGACGGAGCUCGGGUAUAAGCAACUGGAGGCGGAUCCAUGUGUAUACCUGCAGGAGCAAAAAGGAGAAGUUCAGAUUAUUACAGUAUGGGUGGAUGACUUACUGUUAUUCACCAACUCUCCGAAGCUCAUGGAGGAGCUCAAGCGCGACCUGCAGGACCUCUUCGAAGUCACGGACCUUGGCGAGCCGCAGAAAAUCAUUGGGUUUGAAAUCGAGCGAGAUAGGGAAGCGGGAAAAAUCCAAAUCUUGCAACAGCACUACAUCGAGAGCAUUCUCAAGUGA
This is a messenger RNA of Sparassis crispa, 690 nucleotides long. RefSeq lists its product as hypothetical. NCBI's taxonomy places the organism in Eukaryota, Fungi, Basidiomycota, Agaricomycetes, Polyporales, Sparassidaceae. The record is from RefSeq and is a predicted model, not a curated record. Bases 1 to 690 code for a protein of 229 amino acids. The transcript has a single exon.